This is a messenger RNA of Centropristis striata (black sea bass), 4922 nucleotides long. RefSeq names its product DnaJ (Hsp40) homolog, subfamily C, member 16 like (gene dnajc16l). Bases 252 to 2681 code for a protein of 809 amino acids. Lineage: Eukaryota; Metazoa; Chordata; Actinopteri; Perciformes; Serranidae. The record is from RefSeq and is a predicted model, not a curated record. The transcript is spliced from 15 exons.
GCGGAAGUGUAAUGUUUCAUUGCGGAUACAUCGCUAACGGGUUGCAUUAGCUAGAAAAAUAAUGGCCUAAGCUUGGUAAUAUACUAGUAUGUCGUGUGUAUUUAACUUAACAUCCAAGAAGAUAACAUAGCAGAGCAUGUAACCUCUCGGCUUGACAUAUUUGUCCACGACAGAAAGGCUUUGCUACGUUACUUUACCGGGCAGCUCGGUAGCUAUCGGACGUUACCGUUGGGCGAAGACAGCGUUAAGCGAUGUCACUGAAGAGAAGCAGCCGACAUCCUCUACUCUCAUGUCCAGCUUUGCUCGCCAUCUUUCUGCUUAUUUUGACUGUGCAGUUGGUGAAAGCAGCUUCUGAAUAUGACCCCUACAAAAUCCUGGGUGUCAGCAGGAGUGCGAGUCAAGCAGAAAUCAAAAAGGCAUACAAGAACCUCGCCAAAGAAUGGCAUCCAGACAAGAACAAAGACCCUAAAGCAGAGGACAUGUUCAUCAAAGUGUCUAAGUCAUACGAGAUUCUGUCUAAUGAGGAGCGAAGGUCCAACUUUGACCGAUAUGGACAGAUGGAUGAGAACCAGCCCUUCGGCCAGUCACAGCAUCAAGGUUUCCGCGGCUUCCACAACAGCUUUUACUUUGAUGAGUCCUUUUUCCAUUUCCCCAGGUCCAGGGACUUUGCAGACAGCAAGUACCUGCUUCACCAUGCACAGUUCAACAGCGAUGUCCUUCCAGACAGCCACAAGAGGCCGUACCUAAUCAAAGUGACCUCAGAGUGGUGCUUUGCGUGCAUCCACAUUGAGCCUGUGUGGAAGGAAACGGUGCAGGAGCUGGAGCCACUGGGUGUUGGCAUUGGCAUUGUGGACCUGGGUUAUGAGCGUCGGCUGGCCAACCAGCUGGGAGCUCAUCGCGCUCCCUCCAUCAUCGGGCUGGUGAACGGCAGGGUGACCUUCUUCCACCAGGCUGUCGUACGGGAGCACCUCCGACAGUUCAUUGAAGACCUGCUGCCCCAGAAACUGGUGGAAAAGAUCACAGAUAACACCUACAUGACUUUUCUGGACAGCUGGCAUGUGGAAAAUAAGCCCAGCGUUCUCUUGUUUGACCAAGUCCCUAUUAUUCCCCUACUCUAUAAAUUAACAGCUUUUGCCUUCAGAGACUAUGUGCGUUUCGGCUUCGUGGACCAGGGUGACACACACAACACUCGGAUACUGCGGCAGUUCAACAUAAACACAUACGCCCCCACCAUGCUGCUGUUUAAGGAGGAUACAGAAAAGCCUGUCGACAUCAUCCAGGCCAGAGGGAUGAAGCGUCAGAUCAUGGAUGAGUUUGUCUCCAACAACAAGUUCCUGCAGGUGCCUCGGCUCGUCAACCAGCAGCUUUUUGAUGAGCUGUGCCCUGUCAAGCAGUUCCACCGACGGAGGAAGUACUGUGUGCUGCUGAUCACAGGGGAGGACCAAGCCUUUCUUACAGGCAAUAAAGCCUUCCUUGACUUUGCAUCAGUGAACAAAAAAGACGUGCUGCGGUUUGCAUACGUUUACCAGCGUCAGCAGCAGCCUCUCUGUCAGGCACUGCUCUAUAAUCAGGCAACUCUCUCACCUCAGGUGGUGAUUCUUGAGAGGCGGAGCCACGCUGGCAAGGUCCUGUUCCGCUCUGUGAGUGGAGGCUGGAACGGCAGCGAAGAGGAUAAGUACCGCCUCCAUGAACAGCUGGAGAUCCUUCAGAAAGACCCCACCUAUCUGACCUCCGACGCCACCCUGCCAGAACUCAACAACGAGAUGGCCCCCAUUUUUAUUAUUCAGUGGAUGAACGCUGCCUAUGAUUACAUCCUUCAAAUAUAUGAUGACCUUCUCUACUCAAACUGGCGAGAGAUGAUGCCCAUCCUGUCCUUGAUCUUCUCAGCUCUCUUCAUUCUUUUUGGUACCGUCAUCAUUCAGGCCUUCAGUGAGCCAGGCGAGACCAAACCCCGGAAACAAAAGCCAAAAGAGCAACCGCAAACUGAGGAAGAUGCAUCAAGUAGAGCCAGUACUUCAAGCCGUCCUCCAAAGAAGGACUUUGUGGAAGUGACGGAGCUGACAGACAUCACGUACAUCAGCAAUCUGGUCAAGCUGAGGCCGGGCCACAUCAACGUUGUCCUGGUGCUCACCAACGCCUCCAAGAAUGCUCUGCUGAGGAAAUAUGCCAAGGAGGUUUUUUCUUUCUCUGGGACUCAGACCCUCCACUUCUCCUUCCUCAACGCUGAUAAGCACCGCCACUGGAUGCCAUCACUCCUCCGCUCAGCCUCUGACGCUUCGCAGAGCGAGGGCCAUUCGGACGAGGACGAGGAGUCUCGAGACUACGCUGGCCACGUCCUGGCCCUCAACGGCCACAAGAAAUACUUUUGCCUUUUUAGACCCGUCUUCACAGGGGACGAUCCCAACGACUCCUCAUCUGACACCUCGUUCUCCGCUGAGAGCCGGAGAAAGUCCCGGUCCAGGUCCAGGUCCACCUCCCACUCUCGAUCCAGGUCCCAUUCCAGAGAGGAUGGGGCCGGAUCCAAGAGGGGCUCCAGUAGGGCCACCAGCAUAGAAGUCCAUCACAAGCUUGACAGGCUGGGACUGUGGAUGGAGAGGCUGAUGGAGGGCACCUUACCCAGAUUACAGGUCCCUGCAUGGCCCUCUCUUGGGGAAGGAACUAGUUCCUCCACAGAGAGCUGAGGUCAAAGUAAAAAAGGUGGGAUGGUAGUGGAUACACUUUGCGGUUAUUUAGCAAAAAAACUUCAAAACAAUGUUGCAGUUUUGAAAUCGUUAUUUAAGUUCUCUUCUGCAGAGGUAUGUUGCUGUACUGAACUGUUGCGACCUGUUAACAGAAUGUCUUAUUUUAUUUGUUGGAUAGAGAGAAGAGGUUAGAAAAUGGUGUCUUAGGCCCCGAUCAGACAAAACGGUUUUUAGCACCCUGGGGCUAAUGAGAAUGAAGCUUUUUGCUCGAUGCUUUUGCAUUUAGCUCUAUGCAUGUCAUGUUUUGGCAGGAGCACCCAGAAGUUAAAAAUCUUUAACUGAUAGCAAAAAAGCACCCAAUGCCAUUGGCUGGUUAGGUGAAGAGAGACACAGUUAACUUUUAAUAUCAAUAAAAAAAUGCAUCAGGCAAUGGUCACACAUGCACAAAAUUAACACUGGCAAAUAUUCGCUUCUUCAUCGGAAAACGACAAAAGCAGAUGGUGUUUCUCCUGAGCUGUAGCAUUUACAUACACGGUUGGUGUACUGUCCCUGUUUAAUGCCCAAAUACAGCCAAUAAGUGUCAUGGUAUAAAUCAUAGCCUAUAUAAAGAAUGGAUGACACGUCUCCACUCUCUCCAACUAGACAAAAGUGAAGCCAAAAUGUACCUAAUACGGCUGCUGCCGUCUUGCACUGGUGAUGUCAUUUGGAUCCAGAGUGUGUGCAGUAGUGAGCUGUAGUAUGGAGUUCAACCUGACCAAAUCGGUGUAUAAUGCAAGCUGUCAAUCAUGACAUUACACCCCGUUUUAUAGCAUCAAAUAACUAAUUUAAACUAAAUGUAUUGGGUAGAAGGAACAUUUGAACCUACAUUGCUGUGAUAACGAUUACCUAAAAUUUUCCUGAUGUUCACUUACCUGAUGAGUUUUUAGUGUUGUUUCAUCAGCUAGCAUUGAGCCGGUGGGAUUUAUGAGCUGUACUGCAGGAGGGGGCUUCUGACCAACAAUACUUAGCACAGCAUACAUAUGAUCCAGAGGGUUAAAGUUCAACGUGCCAUGACAUGAUGAAGUAGUAUGUCCCAAUUGAAGAAAUAAUUUACAAAACAUUACAUAUAUUGUAAGGGCAGUUGCAGUAUGUACUAAAAGCAAAAAAAAAAGAGUAUGUGAUUUGGGCUGCAGCUACAGUCUCUGGUACAAACGUGAGCUGUAGCUAGCUGUGUGUGUGUGUGUGUGUGUGGGUGUGUGUGUUACAGAUUAACUCCAGUUCUGUGUUGUUUUCCUCUUUUUAACUCUAGUCUCAGAAUACAACUCCGAAUAAGUUGUGCUUUACUUGAGUCCUUUGAACCACCAAGAGCCUCUAAUAUUUGCUUUGAGCAUGAACACAUCUUUACUAUUUACAGACCGCUGUUUAUGGGAGCCAGGUAAUAUGAAAAAUGAAAAAAGGCUUGAAAACUGAGUCUGAUGCACUGAGUCUUUAGAUAAAUUAUGUGGGUUUGUUUUUUGAUUUGUUUUUUGUUAUUUUUUAACUAUUAGGAACCUUCAGUUGAACUUGAUUAUUGACUCUAUUUGCUGUUAUAGAUUUACACUUCAACACUAUUUAAUCAGGCAUUGAGACACAGAGAAAUUCAGAGCAUUGUAACCAGCAAUUAUUGACUCAGUCACAUAACACUACUUCUCUGUAUGUUUUUAAAAACUGGUUAAUGAUAAAUAGGAUUAUAACUGAUGUUUUUUCUGCCCAUAGCAAGUUGCCAUGUCUGCUGCUGUUUGUUUAGAGAUUUAAGAUUAAAUAUGCUACCAGCCAAGUCUGAAAUCUAAUGAGGUUAUGGUACCCAAAAUAUUGAAAUAUGCCUUUUUGUAUUUACACUGUUUUAUUUGGGGCUGGUUUCUUUUUUUUUUUUCUUUUUUUUUAGUUUCUUGUUAAUUGUCUGAAUCAGGGGAAAAAGGUCAAUCUCAUAUUAUAGUUUCCCUUUUAAGCCUCUUGCCCUUAAACCAACUAAAUGUCAAUGCAUGGAAUACUUAGACCUAAAAUCACUAAAAACAGUUAGUGAAUUUCCACUGGCAGCUUAAUGUUUUACCCCGUCUAUCCUCCUCCUUUCAUUCUGUCAUUAAAUAUGCAACAAAUAAUAUUUGCAGAACACUGUAAUUCAACAGUCAUUAUUCUCCUCUUAUAUAUGUAUGUCCCUAAUUUGUGUCUAUAUCCCACUGUGAGAAAUUAAGUGUAAAUUAUUAAAGAACCUCCAUUUUAAAA